AUGAGCUUAUUCGGAUUAGUUGAUAAAUUUAAUAAUGCCCUGGUUAAUAGCAAUCUCAGUGAAAUAAACGUAAAUGGUGUUAUUUCUACUGUAAAGGAAAAUAUAAUUGAGCGUGUUGAUGUCAAAUCGCAGCUGCUAACUAUUAAAUCCCUUAAUAAGGAUUUUAAUAGUCUGGUAGCUUCAAAUUUACUAGUACCUCUCCUAGAUCUUUUAAAUUCCAUUGAAAACAGCCAAUUAGAGCUACUAUUGGAUACUCUUCUUUGUAUAUUCGAAUUGUCAACUAAAUCAACAAAGCUGAUCUUAUCUAAUGGUAAAAUUGGUCUUUUGCUUGGAAUCUUAACUUCAAACAGCUCAUCCUACGCUAAACUCUACACAAUUCAAAUACUAAACAUCCUUCUAAUCAACUUCAAGUCCCUCACUAUCAACCAGCUCAUUUCUCAUAACGGCCUUUCUAACCUAAUUCAACUCCUUGACUAUUCCAACUUUAUCCGAUCUGAGACAAUCAUAAUUCUUCUCUACAUCACUGAUUUUAACUCUGAAUUACAAAAGAUUGCUGCUUUUGAAGGUAUUUUUGAUAAGCUCUUCAAUAUUAUCCUCACUGAAGGCGCUAUCGAUGGUGGUAUCCUCGUCCAAGACUGCCUACACUGUAUUCAAAAUUUGCUCAGAUACAAUUCCUCAAACAUUUCCUUCUUUAGAGAAAUGGGUUUUGUUAAAAACCUCAGUUACUCUCUCUCUUACUCUCCUGAAAACUUGGACAGCUUCUGCUUGCAGUAUUGGUCUGAACAGAAAGUUAUAAACGCUGCUAUCGUCAUUGAUAUCGUACGUAUCAUCGCUGGUCUUGGUAAUAGGCAGGGUAAUUUGGCAAUUCUUCAAUCAGGUCUUACACAAUGUCUUAUCGACCUCUCCCUCUCUUCCAACGCUCCAAUCACCCUCAAAGCACAAACUUUGACUGCCCUAACUUCCAUCUUCUCCACAUCGCCUCAGAAUCAGCAUCUCUUUACACACUCCCAAACCCAACCUAUCCUCAACUCAGAAGCAUACGCAGCCGGCUACCUAAAGCUCCCACCGCGUCUAGCCACAAUCUCUCUCAUAGAUAUAGCUUUAAAUGGAGAAUCAGGUGACGAGAACAGGAUGGUAGAUGAUGUUGACUCGCUCAAAGGCCACAAUCUAAUGCUCCAGGUGGCCGCACUCACUGCGUUCGAGAGCCUCAUCACAUCCAAUGACACGCUCAAGCUCGAGAUCAUAGCCAGUAUGUCUCACUCCCACCACACACUCAACUACGAUGGCUCGCUCACGCACACGGCCGGCUCACUCCUGCUCGAAGCCCUGUCCACCUUGCCUGAUGGGGAGGGUGAGAGUGCUGGAGGUGCUUCCGACGGCGCCCUCAUCUCUCAGAAAGUCUUCUUCGCCAGCCUCAUCAUGACCCACAUACUGCGCUACUCGGAAGAUGCAAAGGCGAUGGCACGCAAUGUGCCCUUCACGGAGAGUGGCGAAACUAGCGAGAGCGGUGAUGAAGAAUCCAUCAGCCUCCUUCAUGGCAUCUUCGGCAAUCUUACCGUCUGUGCACGUGAGCGAGCAGCUGCCGAUGCGCGUGCGCGCGCCGCCGAGUUCUCUUCCAUCAACCGCGGCGAGGGAGGUGAGGAUGAGAGAGAAGGUGAGCUGGGAGAGAAAGCGAUGAAGAAUCGCGACGAGAAAGAGGAAGAGGAACACGAUAGCGUUGACAGCGGCAACAACAACAAUACCCACACCGACUGGACGCGACUUACCACUUCCUAUCUGAUCCUGCUCAGUGUGUGGGUAUGGGAGUCGCCUCGCACGGUGAGCGACAUACUGCGCGAAUCGUCCAACCUCCAGCUCUUGAUUCAGCCCAUUAAGCACAGCGGGGUUGAUGCGCUCAUACAGGGACUGUGCGCUUUCACGCUCGCCGCUAUAUACAGAUAUAACACGGAGGCACACGCCGAAGUGACUAAGACAGAUCUACACACUCUCAUUCACAAGCAGGUUGGCGUCGAUAACGUCAUACAGUCUCUCGCGCGUUUCAGAGCUGAUAGACGGUUCGGACGCGUGAGCUCACCCGAUGACUCACUCAUGCUGGCUGAGAAUCCUCACGAUGAGGGGUGGUGGUUCGACUGGCAUUAUGUGGAGUUUUUCAAGGGUUCGUUCAUGGCCGUGCAGAGGAGUGUGGUGAGGGAGGAUGUGGAGGAUGUGGAGGAUGUGGGAGAAAAUAAGGAAGUGCUCCCAAGCAGCCACCCACCUGCCCGCAUAGAUGCACAUGUAGAUGCAGAUACGGAUGCGGACGCCUCUGCGGAAUACAAGAAGGCGUUGGAGGAGAAAGACGCACUCGUCGAGUCUCUCAGACAGCGCAUCGAGGAGGUUAAAGUGCAGUACGCAAAUUGUGAAAUGGAAGCAGAACGAGUGAACAGCGAACUCGGCGAUGCUAGGAGCAAGCUGCAGGUACUGUGGGAGCAGGGCUCGCCGGAGUCAGCAGCCCUCAGAACUGACCUCGCUGAGAGAGUUGAGCGCGAGGAGGUUGCGAGAAGAGAGGUGGAACGGCUAACGAAGGAGAUUGAGAAUAUUAAGGAGAAUGAGGCAGGAAAUAGGGCAGAGUAUGAAGCCAGCCUCAAAGCUGAAUACGAUUACAAGCUCAAAACAUCUACCGACACCCUCAAUGACACCCUCACUGCUAAAACUUCCCAGGCUGACGAACUUGAAAGACAGCUUUCUGAGGCAAAAGCACAAAACGAAUCUCUUAAGCAUACACAUACCUCAGAGAUCCAUGCUUUGACCAAUAACAAUACCACUCUCAAUAACGAAAAUAACACUCUGAAGUCACAGGCUGCAGAUAAUGAGAACUCACAAAAGGAGCUUGAAGAUUUGUUGGUAUUGCUCGAGGAUAUCACCUCGAAGCGUGCAAUGGAUAAAACAAAAAUGAGACAUGCUGGAUGGGACGUCAGCGAUGAUGAGGAAGAUGAGUAG
Molecule: messenger RNA, 2976 nt
Organism: Wallemia ichthyophaga EXF-994
Lineage: Eukaryota; Fungi; Basidiomycota; Wallemiomycetes; Wallemiales; Wallemiaceae
Product: General vesicular transport factor
Exons: 3
Coding region: 1-2976 (991 amino acids)
Biological process (GO): transcytosis; endoplasmic reticulum to Golgi vesicle-mediated transport; intracellular protein transport
Cellular component (GO): endoplasmic reticulum; Golgi stack; Golgi membrane
Source: RefSeq, a predicted model, not a curated record